GAAAGCGAAAGAGCGUAUCACGUGAUGUACAAAAUGGCUUCCCUGUGUCGGAGAGAGCGGAGCGCGAUGGGUGACAGGAGCUUGUGAAGCGGCCGGCGCUGCGUUGCCAUGCAGAAGAUCAAGUCUCUGAUGACCCGACAGGGUCUGAAAAGUCCUCAGGAGAGUAUUCAUGAUCUGAGCCCCCUGGAGAACUUCAGAAUUCCAAGCAAGGAGGAACUUAGAGAGCUCCGGGAACAACCAACUGAUCCUCAAGCUCAGCAAGAAUUAAUUAACAGCAUUGAAGAAGUCUAUUUUUCCAGUGAUUCCUUUGACAUUGUUAAGUAUGAGUUGGAGAAGCUGCCUCCUGUUCUUAGUCUUCAAGAACUGGAAGAAUACAGAGACAAACUAAAGCAACAGCAAGCUGCUGUAUCUAAAAAAGUUGCAGACUUGAUACUUGAAAAACAACCUUCAUAUGUCAAGGAGCUUGAACGAGUUACAUCCUUACAGACUAGCCUCCAAUUAGCUGCUGUUAUUUGCACAAAUGGAAGACGACAUCUGAGCUCAGCAAAAGAGGGUUUUACUCAAGCCAGCUUGGGCCUUCUUGCCAAUCAACGAAAACGCCAGUUGCUGAUGGGGCUGCUAAAAUCUCUGAGAACGAUAAAAACCCUGCAACAAACGGAUGUCCGCUUAAGUGAAAUGUUAGAGGAGGAGGAUUACCCUGGGGCUAUCCAGCUCUGCCUGGAAUGCCAGAAAGCAGCUAGCACUUUCAAACACUACAGUUGCAUCAGUGAAUUGAAUUCAAAACUACAGGACACUUUGGAGCAAAUUGAGGAGCAGUUAGAUGUCGCGCUUUCCAAAAUCUGCAAAAACUUUGACAUCAGCCACUAUACCAAGGUGCAGCAGGCUUACAGACUACUUGGGAAAACGCAGACAGCCAUGGACCAACUGCACAUGCACUUUACUCAAGCCAUCCACAACACUGUAUUCCAAGUUGUUCUCGGUUACGUAGAGCUGUGUGCGGGAAACACAGACACCAAGUUUCAGAAGCUUCAGUACAAGGACCUGUGCAUGCACAUCACGUCAGACAGUUACAUUCCUUGCCUUGCUGACCUCUGCAAAGCCCUGUGGGAGGUCAUGCUCAGUUACUAUCGAACCAUGGAGUGGCAUGAAAAAUACGAUCACGGUGAACCUCCUUCGUCUUCUGAUGGAAGCAACGUCAUGGGUGCUGAGGAGACCAAUUUUGACCGCAGCUACGUGAAAAAGAAAUUGGAACAUGGACUUUCACGAAUAUGGCAGGAUGUCCAGCUGAAAGUGAAGACCUAUUUGCUUGGCACAGACAUGUCUAACUUCAAAUACGAUGACUUCAUCUUCGUCCUGGAUAUUGUCAGCAGGCUGAUGCAGGUUGGUGAAGAGUUUUGUGGCAGCAAGUCGGAGGUUUUGCAAGAAUCCAUUAGAAAACAAAGUGUGAAUUAUUUCAAGAACUAUCACAGAACCCGCCUUGAAGAACUGCGAAUGUUCUUGGAGAACGAGACGUGGGAGCUUUGUCCUGUGAAAUCAAGCUUCAGCAUAUUACAGCUUCAUGAAUUUAAGUUCAUGGCACAGUCCCGUUCCCCUUCUGUGUCGCCAAGCAAGCAGCCUGCUUCAGAAAUAGAAAGAACCAUAACUCUGUUUGAGCAGUACUGUAAUGGAGGGAAUCCCUUUGAAAUCCAAGCCAACAACAGAGAUGAUGAGACUGAGGAUGUACUGGCUUCCAAUGGGUAUGAAUCGGAUGAGCAGGAAAAGAGUGCCUAUCAAGAGUAUGACAGCGAUAGCGACGUUCCUGAAGAACUGAAGAGAGACUAUGUUGAUGAACAGACUGGAGAUGCUCCAGUAAAAAGUAUUUCUCGAGAAACUUUGAGAAGCAGGAAGCGAUCAGAUUAUUGCCUCAGUAAGGUGAACGCUCCCAUUUUGACCAACACUACACUGAAUGUAAUAAGACUUGUUGGCAAAUACAUGCAGAUGAUGAACAUCUUGAAGCCCAUUGCAUUUGAUGUGAUCCACUUCAUGUCCCAGCUUUUUGACUACUACAUGUAUGCAAUAUAUAUGUUUUUUGGCCGAAAUGACACGUUUGAAACGACAGGACUGGGACUCAGCAGCAGCCGGCUUCGAACCACACUCAACAGAAUACAGGAGAGCCUGAUUGAUCUGGAGGUCUCCUCUGAUGCUGCUGGAGCGCUGACUGCUGUUGAAGAAAGAAAGGAAAAGGUUCCAACCCCCCAUCUCAGCCACCUUGUCGUCUUGACAUCAGGCAGCACUUUAUAUGGCUUGGCAGAGAGAGUGGUCGCCACAGAAUCCUUAGUGUUUUUAGCUGAGCAGUUUGAGUUCCUCCAGUCUCAUCUUGAUGCUGUAAUGCCUCCAGCCAAGAAACCUUUUCUUCAGCAGUUCUAUUCGCAGACGGUUUCAACAGCCAGUGAACUCCGUAAGCCUAUAUACUGGAUUGUAGCUGCUAAAGCAAUUGAUUACGAACAGAUGCUGCUGCUAAUGGCAAAUGUGAAAUGGGAUGUGAAAGAAAUCAUGUCACAACACAACAUUUAUGUAGAUUCUCUUUUAAAGGAAUUUGAACAGUUUAACAGACAGCUGAAUGAGGUUUCUAAGAGAGUUCGUAUUCCAUUGCCAGUGUCAAAUAUUCUUUGGGAGCAUUGUAUACGACUAGCUAACAGAACUAUUGUAGAAGGUUACGCAAAUGUCAAAAAGUGUAGCAACGAGGGGCGUGCCUUGAUGCAACUGGACUUUCAGCAAUUUUUAAUGAAGCUGGAGAAACUCACGGAUAUUAGACCUAUUCCGGAUAAGGAAUUUGUUGAAACCUACAUCAAGGCUUAUUAUUUGACUGAAAAUGACAUGGAACGCUGGAUCAAGGAGCACCGGGAGUAUUCUGCCAAGCAGUUGACUAAUCUGGUGAAUGUUUGUCUGGGGACCCACAUCAACAAAAAAGCACGACAAAAACUGUUAGCAGCUAUUGACGACAUUGAUAGGCCUAAAAGAUAAUAGGAGAGAGCUUGCGGGGUUUUUGUUUUGUUUUUUUAACCAAUGAAGAGAACGAGGGUAUCUCUAACGGACUACUGAUGGAGUUUGGUUAAAUGGGGAAAAUGUGUGCCGUAUUCCUAUUGACUUUGAAGGCACUUUGAAUCAGUGCGGUGGGCUUUUCAAAUGCAAUUUUUAUACUGUCUUUUCUGUUUCUUCUGUUGUCAGGAAGGCACCGUUGUACCAUUUUGGCUGUAUAUUUUCCUUAAUUGUGUACUAUAUGGCUAAUCAAAAUUAGAAGGAAACAAGCUGAGAUAUUAAUAUAUUUAGUUGGUGGUUUUUUGUGGGGUUUUUUUUUUGUCUUUUUGUAAAAGGGCUGCUAAUUCAGUAGUUCACCCUUCUUUGCUCAGAAGGCGGUUAUGAACCCAUAUAAAGAGAACUUUGUUCAGAGUCUUCAGAUUAUGAAUUGUGCAUGUCCUUUAAGAGUGUGCAUCAGCAAAAUAUUACUGUAAUGUUUAAGCUCAUUGCCUUUUUAUUUCCUUGCAAAUGUAAGUUCAUUUCAGAAUGAAAUCUGUCUUGUCAAAGGAAUUGACCACAAAUUAUGGGAAAGUAAUAAAUAUUGUACACUAAUG
Podarcis muralis (Common wall lizard) is the source of this 3611-nucleotide messenger RNA. It is a transcript of the gene VPS50, whose product is annotated as VPS50 subunit of EARP/GARPII complex. Gene Ontology annotation, molecular function: SNARE binding. NCBI's taxonomy places the organism in Eukaryota, Metazoa, Chordata, Lepidosauria, Squamata, Lacertidae. Gene Ontology annotation, biological process: retrograde transport, endosome to Golgi; endocytic recycling. Gene Ontology annotation, cellular component: EARP complex. The record is from RefSeq and is a predicted model, not a curated record.